GCCAGAACGGAUCGCCGCCGGUUCCCAGACGAAACUAAUCCCCGCAAGACCUACAAAAAAAAAUAUAAAUAUACAAGAAGCAUCCAAACCAGAUAGGAAAAAAGUGAAAAUGUCGCUGAUACCGUUCAUACUAGAUUUGGCCGAGGAGCUGCACGAUUUCAAUCGCAGCCUGGCAAUGGAUAUAGAUGAUUCGACCGGGUUCGGGUUGUAUCCGCUGGAGGCCACCUCACAGUUGCCACAGCUGAGUCGGGGGUUGGGGCGUGGGAAUGCGAUGAUGUGGGUACCCAUCAAGGGUCAGGCGACGGCGCAGCAUCGUCAUCAUCCGUACAAUCGUGUGGCCGGAGCCAAGACUGUGUGCUGCAAUAAGUCGCUCGUGGAGCUGGAAAAGGAACUGGGCGAUAAGGGCACUUCCGGGGCAAGUGGCAGCGCCAGUGGCCAGCCGGCGGCCAGCAAAUCCGCCUACUCUGUGGUGAAUAGGAACGGCUUCCAGGUGAGCAUGAAUGUGAAGCAAUUCGCCGCCAACGAACUGACUGUUAAGACCAUCGAUAAUUGCAUCGUGGUCGAGGGUCAGCACGACGAGAAGGAGGAUGGCCACGGGGUGAUCUCGCGCCACUUCAUCCGCAAGUACAUCCUGCCCAAGGGCUAUGAUCCCAACGAGGUGCACUCGACCCUCUCGUCGGACGGCAUUCUGACGGUCAAGGCGCCGCCACCACUUCCAGUCGUCAAAGGAGGCCUGGAACGACAGGAGCGCAUCGUGGACAUCCAGCAGAUAUCGCAGCAGCAGAAGGAUAAGGAUGCGCAGCCGCCAAAGCCGGCUGAGGUAGAACAGCAGGCGGCAGCUAGUGCUACCACUUCCACUUUAAAUCCGACUGCACCCACACCCACACCUACACCCACUUCCACUCCCACCCCAUCGCUCUCGCUCACUCUCGCCGAGAGCAACGGCAAUGGUCAGGAAGAGACAGAGAUGGAAAUGCCGGCUCUUUCGCCCUCCCUUUCCAGCGAGGCUGCUGCUCCUGCCGCUGCUGUUGCAGUGGAAACCCCUUCCACUGCAGGAACCACUUCCAGUGCCAACAAUGGCGUUGCAGAACCAGAGUCAAUGGAAGUGGCGGUUGCCAAAAACGAAGAGACUGCCAAAGUGGAUGAACCCACACCCAAUCCCGUUAUAAGCAGCGAAGGGGAGCAAAAGGCAGAGGAUGCAAAUGCCAACGAAGUGCCCGUUGCCUCGAAUAACGGGAAUGGAGCAGUCGCAGCACCCGAGGAUGUAGAAAUGCCGCUGGCCAAGAAACCGGAAAUCUCCACGGAGGACAGCAAAGGGGAGCAGGCGGAGAAGGUGGAUAAAGUAGAGAAAGUGGAGGAGAAGGGUGGCGAGGAACUGGCCGCCGUGGAUGCGGCCAUACUUCUGGCCAAAAACCAGGGCGAAAACGGAGCCACUGCAGCCAAAACCGAGGAACUGGCCAAGUGAAGACUGAACUAAAAAAAAAACUUAAAUGAUAAUUAAGAACAAAUAAUAAUCUGCACGGUUAGUCGUGUGUUUUAUUCCAUACAUGUUUCUUGUGUUUUCUUUUGCAUUUCACACGAAUAAAAAGAACCGAGAAAGCUGCCGGGAAAAGCACUUAAUUACUAAGCGUGGGAGAUAGCGGGCGAUAUAUGGAUCCGGCUGUUUCUUUUGCGCUCUUUCUAGAAAAUUGCAACAACUCCCUAGAAACUUCGGUUCUCUCACGCAUACACUGCUCUCUUUUUACGCACAAACAACAAUUACUUCUUUAAACUCCCGAAACUCGCGGCUUCAAUUGGAAAAGCUCCAGCGGGUAUAAAAGCAGCGCCGCUUGGUGAACAGAGCACAGAUCGAAUUUAAAAAUCGAACAGUAAAGAAAUCCGUGCAACUUUGCCCAAAAGCAAAACUUAAAAAAAGAAAAAAAGGAUUUAAUACUUUU
This is a messenger RNA of Drosophila teissieri, 1937 nucleotides long. RefSeq names its product heat shock protein 67B1 (gene Hsp67Ba). The record is from RefSeq and is a predicted model, not a curated record. Gene Ontology annotation, biological process: protein refolding; response to heat. The transcript has 3 exons. The coding region runs from base 110 to 1465 and encodes 451 amino acids. Gene Ontology annotation, molecular function: protein folding chaperone. Lineage: Eukaryota; Metazoa; Arthropoda; Insecta; Diptera; Drosophilidae.